AACUUUCUCCCUCAUCCUCAUCUUUGCAAUUUCCUCCUCCCAAAACUGCGAAUAUGGGUGUCCUUGCAAAAAUCGAAGAUAGACCUACGCCGCCAUGCGUUUACAACUGGCGUGUCUAUCUUUCGGCCAUCGUGGCAGCUUUUUCUUCUUGCAUGAUUGGCUAUACUACUUCGUUCAUUGGCACCACGGUUGCUCUUGACUCGUUCCAAGAAUACUAUGGUCUUGACCAGUUGAGUGACUCGAAGGCCAGCUUCAUCUCAGCCAAUAUCGUGUCUCUCUUCCAGGCCGGUGCAUUCUUUGGCUCCAUAUUUGCUUAUACAACGUCGUACUUCCUUGGCAGGAGAGCCAGUAUCUGGAUCUUUAUCAGCAUCUUCCUUGUUGGCGCUGGCAUCACCUUGAGUCCAAGCCACAGUCUAGGUCCUCUGUAUGCUGGACGUGUCAUCUCUGGUUUCGGCGUUGGUGGCUGCACCAUGGUGUUAAAGUGCUACCANGUCCCAAUUUUCCUCUCCGAAAUUGCCCCUCCAGCCAUUCGAGGUAGACUUGUCGGACUAUACGAACUCGGUUGGCAGACUGGUGGCCUCGUUGGCUUCUGGAUCAUCUUUGGCGUUUCAGAGGGCUCGGCUCUGACUGGAAGAAAUCAAUUUUUAAUUCCUUUCGCUGUGCAGCUCGUUCCGGCUGGUAUGGUCUUGAUCGGCAGCAUCAUGCUCAAAGAAACACCACGUUGGCUCUUCAGCAAAGGUCGCCGCGAGAAGGCCAUCCAAAACCUCUGCUGGAUCCGUAACCUCGAGCCUACCGAUCAGUACAUCAUCGAAGAAAUUGAGAUGAUGGAGGCUGCGAAUGAUGAGAUACCGAAGGGCUUCUUCCAGCCAAUCAAGCUUGCUCUGACUGACAACAAGAUUCUGUGGCGUCUGUUUCUCGGUCACAUGCUGUUUGUCCUGCAGAACUUCUCAGGCAUCAAUGCUAUCAACUACUACUCUCCGACCAUCUUCAGAACCAUGGGCAUCAACAGCACAUACACAGUCGACCUCAUGACAGGCAUCUUCGGUGUCCUAAAAACUGUGAUGACUGUACUCUGGCUUACCGUCCUCGUCGACAAAUGGGGCCGCCGCCAACUUCUCGUCUACGGCUCCAUAGCCGGCGCCUCAUGCAUGUACAUCAUCGGCGCCCUGAUCACCUCAAAAGUCAGCAACAGCAGCGGCACAACCACUUCAAACAACCUCUCCUCCCAAGGCAUCGCCACAAUCGUCAUGGUAUACCUCUGGACCACCUUCUACAUUCCCUCCUGGAACGGCACACCCUGGGUCCUCAAUGCCGAAAUGUUCACCACCGCCUCCCGCAAUGUUGGUCAAGUGUCUGCUUCCAUGUCAAAUUGGCUGUGGACGUUUAUCAUUGCCCGCUUUACCCCCGACAUGAUUUCUAGCAUGGGGCCUGAUGGCUGCGGCAUGUACUUCUUCUUUGCGGGCAUGUCGACAUUGAGUUUGGGAUUUGUGUGGUACUUGCUUCCAGAGACGAAGUCGGUGCCGUUGGAUAAAAUGGAUAGAUUGUUUGAGAUUAGACCGGUGAGGAGGGCGCAGCCGCAGUUGAUGCAAGAGUUGCAAGAGGAGAAUUUGGAGAUGAGUUUGCAGGCUGGGAAGAGGAUGAGUGUCUCUAGUGAGCAUCGGGCA
Messenger RNA from Aureobasidium vineae, 1664 nucleotides. The record is from the annotation of a GenBank genome assembly. Lineage: Eukaryota; Fungi; Ascomycota; Dothideomycetes; Dothideales; Saccotheciaceae.